AUACUCAUUUUGAAGGAUAUAUAGUAUCAAUACUCCAUUCUAUACUGGUAGCAAUACUACUUCGUAGGUAGGUUCUCAAAAGGGUGGAUCAGAUUGAUUUAACCAAUGUCAUAACAAAUGCCACGAUCCUUGUGAACUUCCCGAUGUGCUCCAUCACAACACAUGAAUGACAUGUAUAACUUGAGAUUGGUGAAAUAAUGAAGCUUCCCGACCCAGAAGGCAAGUCUUUGUUCGUGCCUCGAAUUCGUAAAUUCGUAACCUUAAGCCUUCAAUGCGGCGAAAAGAAAAGAAAAGAAAAGAAAGAAAUGCGUGUCAAGAAGGCUGAGUUCACUAAUUUAGAAACUUUAAAGCCUUGGAAGUUGGAGUUUACCGUUGAGAAUUAGCGCUUGUUGAUUGGAACGGGCGUUUCGUAGCGAAGCCGAUCAUCUAUCUACCAGUGACGCUUUCUAAGGAAUUAUUGACUCUCGAACAUACACCAUCCGCCCAAAAUUCGUGUUUUGAAUCUGUGAAUCUAGAAUCUUUAAUCACAGGUUCUUGCAUGCCGUUUCUCUUACAUUCAUUGUCUUAAACUUCACUUCAUUCCUUGAAAAGUGCUACUAUUGCGCCGAGCUUUGCGCCAGUAAGGGGGGUUGACAACCAGGCAUCGGGCCCAACUUCAAGAUGGUAUGGAACAACAAAGGCCUUCUUACUUUCCACAGAAGUUACCAUAACUAACAAUCAUUGUUGAAUUAGGGUAUCAGUCGUCGUCCGAAGGCUGAUAAAAAUGCCUCUACCGCAGACAGUGCACCGGGGGGAAAGCCGAAUAUCCAGAAAGCCCAGUUCGAUACAACCAAAAAGAAGGAAGUUGGUGUGUCGGAUCUUACUUUGAUCAGCAAGGUUUCGAAUGAAGCAAUCAAUGAAAAUCUUAAGAAGAGGUUUGAUAAUAGGGAAAUUUAUGUAUGGUCUACUUCCUUGCGCCAGGCGAACCCAUUGACGGGAAGGUCUCCGAGAAGGUUACGUACUGACAGUUUUCUGUAGACAUACAUUGGCCAUGUGCUUGUCUCUGUCAAUCCUUUUAGAGAUUGUAAGUACAAGGUGCAUAUUUUGGGUUACCCACAUCUCUAACAAUUCACAGUGGGAAUUUACACAGAUGCGGUCUUGGAAAGUUACAAAGGCAAGAAUCGAUUAGAGGUCAGUUGAAACAAAACCCAAACAAUAAAUACGUGCAUUCCUAACAGUUAUUUAAGAUGCCACCCCAUGUCUUCGCUGUUGCCGAAUCUGCCUACUAUAAUAUGAAUGCAUACAAAGAUAAUCAAUGUGUUAUCAUUUCAGGAGAAUCUGGAGCGGGAAAGACCGAGGCGGCGAAGCGAAUCAUGCAAUAUAUAGCCAAUGUUUCUGGAGGCAACAACUCAUCGAUUCAAGAAACCAAAGAGAUGGUUUUGGCGACAAAUCCUUUGCUAGAGUCUUUCGGUAAUGCGAAAACACUACGGAACAAUAACUCCUCUCGUUUCGGCAAAUACCUCCAACUGCAAUUCAAUGCGCAAGGAGAGCCGGUGGGCGCGGAUAUAACAAAUUAUCUUCUGGAGAAGACGCGAGUAGUCACUCAAAUCAAGGACGAGCGGAAUUUUCAUAUCUUUUACCAGUUUACAAAAGGGGCCUCACAAACAUACAGGGAAAGUUAUGGAAUCCAACAGCCGUCGCAGUAUUUGUACACGAGUAAAGCCGGGUGCUUUGAUGUUGAUGGGAUCGAUGAUCUCACUGAAUAUCAGGAUACUUUGAAGGCCAUGAAGGUUAUAGGUUUGUCGCAAGCUGAACAGGACGAGAUAUUCCGCAUGCUGGCUGCUAUCCUGUGGACAGGAAAUAUUCAAUUCCGCGAAGAUGAUGAUGGAUAUGCUGCAGUCGUUGAUCAAUCAGUUGUUGACUUCUUGGCCUACCUUCUGGAUGCUGAUGCAGCCCAUGUUAUUCAAGCCAUCACUAUUAGAAUUCUUACUCCUCGAAAUGGGGAAGUCAUCGAGUCACCUGCGAAUGUUCCUCAAGCAAUGGCCACAAGGGACGCUCUAGCCAAAGCAAUAUAUAACAACCUCUUUGAUUGGAUUGUCGAGCGUGUCAACAAAUCUCUUACUGCUCGGGCGGCGACAUCGAACUCGAUAGGUAUUCUCGAUAUCUAUGGUUUCGAGAUCUUUGAGCAGAACAGUUUCGAGCAGUUGUGCAUCAACUACGUCAAUGAGAAGUUGCAACAAAUCUUCAUUCAGUUAACUCUAAAAACCGAACAGGAAGAAUAUGCCCGGGAGCAGAUUAAAUGGACGCCGAUCAAAUAUUUUGACAACAAAAUCGUUUGUGAUUUGAUCGAAGCUAUUCGACCUCCGGGUGUAUUCUCCGCUAUGAAAGAUGCAACCAAGACAGCUCAUGCUGAUCCAGCUGCAUGUGACCGCACCUUUAUGCAAGCAAUUAGUGGAAUGUCAAAUCCUCAUCUGACCCCUCGUCAAGGCAACUUUAUCAUCAAGCAUUAUGCAGGUGAUGUGAGCUACACCGUUGAGGGAAUUACAGACAAGAACAAGGAUCAACUCCUCAAGGGCUUGCUUAACUUAUUUGGACAAAGUAGAAAUCAAUUCAUUCAUGAGUUGUUCCCUCAUCAAGUCGAUCAGGAUAAUAGAAAACAGCCUCCAUCUGCCGGUGACAAAAUCAAAGCAUCCGCGAAUGACCUAGUGGCAACAUUGAUGAAGGCAACCCCAUCAUACAUCCGCACAAUCAAGCCCAACGAGAACAAGUCACCCACUGAGUACAAUGAGAAGAACGUCCUGCAUCAAGUUAAGUAUCUUGGUCUUCAAGAGAACGUUCGUAUUCGUCGUGCCGGAUUUGCAUAUCGUCAAACAUUUGACAAGUUCGUUGAACGAUUUUACUUACUCUCCCCGAAAACUUCUUAUGCUGGUGACUACAUAUGGACAGGAGAUUCCAAAACUGGAGCCAUGCAAAUAUUGAAAGAUACCAAUAUACCCGUCGAGGAAUAUCAAAUGGGUGUGACCAAGGCAUUUAUCAAAGCCCCCGAAACCUUGUUCGCCCUAGAACAUAUGCGGGAUCGUUACUGGCAUAACAUGGCCGCUCGUAUUCAGCGUGUGUGGAGGGCAUUCUUACAAAUUCGAAUCGAAGCUGCCACUCGAAUUCAGAGGAUGUUCAGAAAGAAGAGAGAAGGCAAGGAGUUCCUGGAGUUGAGAGAAAAAGGACACCAAAUAUUACAAGGACGUAAAGAGAGAAGAAGAUACAGUCUCCUGGGAUCAAGACGUUUCAUGGGUGAUUACCUUGGAAUUGCAGCAACGACAGGCCCUGGAUCAAAAAUUCGUGGGUCGAUUAAUUUGCCAGCCAGCGAAGUCACCCUUUUCUCCUGCCGCGGUGAGAUUCUUGAGACUAAAUUUGGCCGAUCAAGUAAGCUAAGUCCUCGUAUCUUCAUAAUGACGCGGACAAAGUUCUACAUCGUCAGUCAGCUGCUUGUCAAUAAGCAGGUUCAAAUUGCUGUGGAGAAAGCGAUUCCCCUUGGAGCUAUCAAAUUUGUGAGCAUAUCGACAUGCCGCGAUGAUUGGUUCUCCUUAGGCGUAGGCUCACCACAAGAAGCUGAUCCACUUCUGACUUGCGUAUUUAAAACCGAACUUUUCACGCAUAUGCAAGGAGCAAUGCCUGGAGGCGGGUUCAAUCUGAAAAUAGGAGAUUCGAUUGAGUAUGCCAAGAAACCUAAUAAGAUGCAGUUAAUCAAGGUGGUGAAAGAUUCUCAACAGCCUCAAGAUCAUUACAAGAGUGCUACUAUCCACACCCAGGCAGGCGAGCCACCCGAUUCUCGAUCAAAGCCGCUGCCGAAAGGCAAACCUGUCGCGGCAAAACCAUUUACUUCAGGUCGUCUCAUCAAGCCCGGAGGACCAGGAGGACGACCAUCAAAAUUGACGAACGGAAACCGACCAACCCCCAAGCCAGUUCCUGCACCUGCUGCAGCAAGACCUGUACCUGCCGCGAACCCUAUCGCAGCCUCUAUUCCAGUGCACACAAGGAAUACUUCGGUACAAUCGACACAAUCUACUAGAGCUGUACCACCUCCUCCACCACCGGCUCCACCAGCUCCUCCUCCAGCUCCUGUAUCGAAGGAACCUCAGUACCGCGUUCUCUACGAGUUCGCUGGACAGAGUGCUAAUGAAUUUUCCUUGAAGCAGGGUGAAAUUGUGACUGUCCUUCAAAAGGAAACAAAUGGUAAGCUUAUUCUAAAGAUUGCAUAAGUACGAUCAUACUAAACAUGAACAGGCUGGUGGCUUACUAAAAACGUCCGCGGUCAAGGUUGGGCUCCCACUGCUUACCUCGAAGAAGUGACACCACCGCCACCUCCUCCUCCUGUCGCCACACGUCCAGCACCACCACCGGCCCCUGGACUUCCGAAGAUGAAUGGUACAAACGGCGCUGCUAUUCGUUCCAAACCUACCCCUCCUGCACCGCCAGCCAAACGCCCAGCAGCAGGUAGAAAACCAGCUCCUCCGCCAGCGCCUCGCGAUUCUGGAAUGAGUAUCUCUAGUAAUGGAAGUGGUAAUAACAGUGGCCGAAGCACUCCAACUCCAAGCUUAGCCGGCGGUUUAGCGGAAGCUUUACGAGCGAGACAAAGCGCGAUGCAAGGGAAUGCUAAGAGAGAAGAUGAAGAUGAUUGGUAGACAAGGAAAUGAAAACGUAAUGUGAGAAUUUCUCAAACAGUCGAGCCAAGAGACAAGAAAGGAGAGAAGAGAGAUUUGAAGCAGGUUUCUAUAAUGCAGAUACGAUGAAGCUAUGAAGCAAAUAGAUAGAUGACGAGCGUAGCGACACCAUUGUACUUUUUUUAGGGGGUUUUCUACGUACAAUCUGACGGUUUAGGAUUGAUGGCACUUUUCUGCAAUACAAAUCCUUGUUUUGAGACAUGACAUGGCAUGGUUUGCAAUGAUGUUUGAUGUUGAUGCCGAUGCAUUGCAUUGCAUUGUACUGCAUGGAGCGGGGAGCGGGAGCGUUUCUGAUAUAGAAGGAAAGCAGGGCAACAGAGAAUGCGAGUUUUUAGAGUUUGAGUUUGGCUGCAGAUAAACGGGAUGUAGUAGCGCAAUAGUGCAGUGUGUUUGGAUAGGUUCUCAAAUAGAUAGAUAGAUAUAGGGAGAUAGGGGAGUGAGAGAGGGAGAUAUGGAGUGAG
This is a messenger RNA of Sclerotinia trifoliorum, 5158 nucleotides long. The record is from the annotation of a GenBank genome assembly. NCBI's taxonomy places the organism in Eukaryota, Fungi, Ascomycota, Leotiomycetes, Helotiales, Sclerotiniaceae.